Molecule: messenger RNA, 2381 nt
Organism: Thamnophis elegans (Western terrestrial garter snake)
Lineage: Eukaryota; Metazoa; Chordata; Lepidosauria; Squamata; Natricidae
Gene: PDLIM5
Product: PDZ and LIM domain 5
Exons: 13
Coding region: 304-2079 (591 amino acids)
Biological process (GO): heart development; muscle structure development; actin cytoskeleton organization
Cellular component (GO): adherens junction; Z disc; filamentous actin
Molecular function (GO): muscle alpha-actinin binding; actin binding
Source: RefSeq, a predicted model, not a curated record
CAAGAGCGAGGCGCGCACGCCAGAGCCGGAAGGUAGCCCGCGGCUGCCCCCUCCUCUCCUCCCUCUCGCUCACGGCUGGAACCAACCUCGCCGGCCCUUCCAGAGCCGGAGCGGGGAGGAGCGAAGAAAAAGGGGCGGAAGUCCAAACAAGAGCUCGGGCCGACAAGGGCUUCGCCUCGGACUUUUCCUUCUUGCGCGCACAACGCCGCUUUGGUGGGAAACCGCUCGCCGUUCUUGCGCGCUUCUCCAGCCUCCGCCUCGGAAAUUGUUCCCCUGGGAAUUACAGCGUAACUGCAGAAGACCAUGAAUAACUACAGUGUUUCACUGGUGGGUCCAGCUCCUUGGGGGUUCAGACUCCAAGGUGGGAAGGACUUCAACAUGCCUCUCACUAUCUCUCGGUUGAGCGAUGGAGGCAAAGCAGCGAAUGCAAACGUCGGAAUAGGUGAUGUGGUCCUUAGCAUUGAUGGGAUAAGCGCGGAAAGUAUGACUCAUCUGGAAGCACAAAACAAAAUAAAGACCUGCUCGGGAAACCUGAUUAUGAAUCUGCAAAGAGCACCUGCAGCGCCAAAGCCAGAUCCAAUUCCUGUGCAACAGGUAGAGCCCAAGGACCUAAUUAAGCCUGUGCCCAUUGCAUCUCCAGCUGUGUCCAAAGUUACAUCCACAACCGGCAUGGCCUUCAAUAAGGCUCCUAGACCCUUUGGAGCUGUGUCCUCCUCCAAGGUCACUUCCAUCCCAUCACCGUCAUCUGCCUUCACGCCCGCCAGUGCCAAUCUUCCAUUACAUGCUUCCCCUACACUUUUGGCCUCUAUCACGCCUCCCCCGUUCACUGCCUCAGGAGCGCAUGUUAACCCCAAAGCUAACGCUGAGCAGCGUUGCCAUGUGCCGAGUGCUGCAAAGCCUACCGUUAAUACCCCAUGGCAAUCCCCACACAGUGCACCGUUCAGCGAAAGGGCCCCAGAGGUGACCGAGGGGCAGCGAAGUGCAUCCAGAGAAAACCAGGGUGACAGUAAACAACAAAAUGGUCCACCACGGAAGCACGUUGUGUACAGAAAUACAGAAUUUUUCCAUCCACCGGUUCACAGCAACAACAGCAAGAAGAGACUGAUUGAAGACACUGAGGACUGGCACCCAAGGACCGGAACUACUCAGUCCCGUUCUUUCCGCAUCCUUCAACAGAUCACAGGCACUGAACGUAUGAAAGAGCCGGAAUCAGACAAUCUAAAGAAGGCAAAUGAUUCUUUGGAACCCACACAAUUCACUAGUUAUACUGCUGCUGCUGUAAGAAGCAUGCCUGAAAACCCAGAAAAUGGGGCCAAUAGGCCUAUUUCAGCUGAGUCUGGAGCUGCAUUCAAAUCCACAGGACCUCAGUAUGCUGAGAAAACCCCAAGCUGGGAGUCUUCUAAGCAACCAGCUGGAAGUGGAUGGAUUUCCAACAACAAUAAUACAAUCUCUGGUGAGAAAGCUACAGCCGCACUUCUGCAAACCAAUGAAGAUACUUUGGUUCAGAGAGCAGAGCAUAUUCCGGCAGGCAAGCGGACUCCAAUGUGUGCUCAGUGCAAUCAAGUCAUCAGAGGGCCUUUCCUGGUAGCAUUGGGAAAAUCCUGGCACCCUGAAGAGUUCAACUGUGCUCACUGCAAAACUUCCAUGGCUUAUAUUGGUUUUGUGGAAGAGAAGGGAGCAUUUUACUGCGAGGGUUGCUAUGAGAAGUUCUUUGCCCCAGAAUGUGCCCGAUGCCAGAGGAAGAUACUUGGAGAAGUAAUAAAUGCUUUGAAACAAACCUGGCAUGUCUCCUGCUUUGUGUGUGUGGCCUGUCACAAGCCCAUUCGCAACAAUAUUUUCCACUUGGAAGAUGGCGACCCUUAUUGUGAGACAGAUUAUUAUGCAUUAUUUGGUUCCAUGUGCCAUGGAUGUGAGUUCCCUAUUGAAGCUGGGGACAGGUUUCUGGAAGCCUUGGGUCAUACUUGGCAUGAUACCUGUUUUGUGUGCUCAGUAUGCUGUGAGAGUUUGGAGGGCCAGACUUUCUUCUCCAAGAAGGAUAAGCCUCUAUGCAAGAAACAUGCUCACUCUGUGAACAUCUAAAACAUUAAAGGUUACUCCAACAAAUGGGAGGACAAGAAAAGAACAGGGCUGGGUGUUGGUUUUCAAGAUGUAUUUAUAUAAACUUUAAAUUUGUAGAAGCAAAGACAUGGGAAGAAAUAGGGUUUAAUGCCUUCACAUGAAAUAGAAAGGGGGAUAAUUAAUUAGCUUUGGUCUGAGAGCUUUUCGUUGUGUUUCAGUUGCGAAACUGAAAUUUUCAAUCCAGAAUUUAUUUUGGGGACGCCAGGUUGGAAAUAGCUGAGUUAAAGUAUAUAAUAAAAGAUUGAAGCUAGAUGUUUGUUUGU